GGAUGUCAGCUCCAAUCCAAACACUCUUCCUUGCUCUUCGAAGAGAGCCUAACUUGGUCUCUAGAAUCAAGAAUCAGAACAACUCGCCGAUAUUUCGUUCGUCGCAGAGGGGAGAGAGAGGGAAAUGAUUCGCGAGCGUUGCCGUUGUUCAUCUCUCUCUCUGCCGCCAUCUCCCUCCCUUCCUCUCCUCGAUACCUAAACGUUCCUCUGCCUAGGGUUUCGACGAAGGCGGUGGUAUUAAGGCCGAUUGGUGGAUCGCUCGCAUUGGAGAGGAACGGUGUUCACUUCAGUUCAAUUCCCAUUCAAUUCGAUGGAAAUGGGGGAAAUAGGGCAGCAGCAGCAGCAAACGGUGGAGUUCUCGACCCUGGUGAGUCGAGCCGCGGAGGAAUCUUAUCUCUCUCUGAAGGAAUUGGUCGAGAAAUCCAAAUCCAGGCCCUCCGAAAUGUCCUCGGAUUCCGAGAAGAAGAUUGACCUCCUCAAGUUCCUUGUCAAGACGCAGCAGCGAAUGCUUCGCCUCAACGUUCUCGCCAAGUGGUGCCAGCAGGUUCCUUUGAUACAAUAUUGUCAACAACUUGGAUCAGUUCUUUCAAAUCAUGACAUGUGUUUCACCCAAUCAGCAGAUUCUCUUUUCUUCAUGCAUGAAAGGCUACAGCAAGCUCGCGCUCCUAUCUAUGAUGUUCCAUCUGCAAUUGAAGUGCUCCUUACAGGAAAUUACCAACGUUUACCAAAAUGUGUUGGUGAUGUUGGUAUUCAAAGCACAUUAACUGAAGACGAGCAGAAGCCGGCUUUGAAGAAGUUAGACAUACUUGUAAGGUCAAAGUUACUUGAAGUUACACUGCCCGCCGAAAUAUCUGAAGUCAGUGUUUCUGAUGGUACUGUAAUGCUCCAUGUGGAUGGAGAGUUCAAGGUCUUAGUUACUCUUGGUUAUCGGGGGCACCUAUCAAUGUGGAGGAUAUUGCAUAUGGAGCUACUUGUUGGUGAGAAAUGUGGAUUUGUAAAGCUGGAAGAAUUACGAAGGCAUGUUCUUGGAGAUGAUUUAGAGCGGAGAAUGGCAGCUGCAGAAAACCCAUUUAUAAUUUUAUACUCUGUUCUCCAUGAGCUUUGUGUUGCGCUUGUUAUGGACACCGUCAUAAGACAAGUGCAAUCACUUCGCCAAGGCAGAUGGAAAGAUGCCAUCCGCUUUGAGCUUAUAUCUGAUGGUAGUAUAGGACAAGGAGGGAGUUCCAGUAGUACGCAAAUGGCUCAAGACGGGGAGGCUGAUUCAGCUGGUCUACGGACCCCUGGACUAAAAGUUUUAUACUGGUUGGAUUUUGAUAAAACUUCUGGUACAUCUGACUCAGGAUCAUGCCCAUUUAUAAAAAUUGAGCCAGGAUCAGAUCUGCGGAUAAAGUGUCUCCAUAGCACAUUUGUCGUUGACCCUCUAACUGACAAAGAGGCAGAAUUUUCCCUUGAUCAAAGUUGCAUUGAUGUUGAGAAGUUGUUACUAAGAGCUAUUUGUUGUAAUAGAUAUACUCGCUUGCUUGAAAUCUACAAAGAACUGGCCAAAAAUGCCCAGAUUUGUCGAGCUUCCAGUGAUGUUGUUCUUCAGUGCCACUCAGAUGAACCGGAUGGCAACUAUAAAAAGAAGGAUAAGAAAGUUGGCACCAGAGCAUGUGAAGGGCAGGAAGUACUACGUGUUCGUGCUUAUGGCUCAUCAUUUUUCACCCUUGGAAUAAAUAUAAGGAAUGGGCGAUUUCAUAUCCACUCAUCAAGGAAUAUUCUUAAUCCAUUGACAUUGGUAGAAUGUGAAGAAGCUCUAAACCAGGGCACCAUGACAGCUGCUGAAGUAUUUAUGAGCUUGAGAAGCAAAAGCAUUCUGCACUUAUUUGCGCGCAUUGCCAGGUUUAUAGGCCUGAUGGUUUAUGAACAUGGCUAUGCUGCAGUGAAGGUGCCGAAGAACAUUUUGAAUGGUCCAAGUUCAUUGCUGAUGGGAUUUCCAGACUGUGGGAGCUCAUAUUUUUUGCUAAUGCAGCUUGAUAAGGAUUUUAAACCUCUUUUUAAAUUGCUAGAGACUCAAUCUGAUUCAUCCGGAAAAGCUUAUUAUUUAGGUGACAUAAAUAAUGUUGUCCGCAUAAAAAAUGUUGAUAUUAGUCAGAUUCAGAUGCUUGAAGAUGAAAUCAAUUUGAGUCUUCUUGACUGUAGAAAAGUGCUUGCACUUACACCUAAUGCUGUAGGUAAUAAUCAGACUCAUGAGCAGAGUAUUCUCUCAGAGCUCAGCCUUGAGGGUUCUUUGUUUAGUUCUGGAAAUCAUUCAUCGAGCUUUUCUUCUAUUGUUGAUGAAGUGUUUGAACUUGAAAGAGGGUCGUCUGCACAAUCUUUUUCUGCUCAGAGUCUCUCUUCAUCACUCAGUCCUUCUGCUUCACAUUUUGGCUCCCUUCCAAUGAAUUUCCAAAGUUUGAAAGCUGGAACCUCCUCCCCAAUGUGGGAGGGAGGAAUUUCUAAAGUUUCAAGUGGAUCCCCCCAUUAUAAUGGUUCUGCUUAUCCGUUGGGCAAUUUGAAAGGCAUUAUGCUGUCUGGUUCUGGCAAUUCACCAUCUUCUGGUCCUGGGAGGAGCACAACUUUGAAAAAGCUUUCAGCUUCAAAAUCUGAGCAGGAUUUAGCUUCUCUUAGAUCUCCACAUUCUACUGAUUCUUGUAAUACAAUGGAUGAAGAUGAUCUGAUUGCUUCUGGAAAUAGGUCAUCUCGAUUAUUAUCCCCACCAAGACUGACUGGCCCUAGAGUUUCUGCACCAACUGGAAAACCUAAUGUGCCCAAAAGCUCAACAACCGGGACUGCAGUUGGAUCUUUUAAAGUUUCCAGAUCUAGCUCUUGGGCUACAACUACCGUAUUUUCAGCUCAAGUACCAGAUAUUGCAGUUGGUUCUAGCCCAAGCCUUGAUGCUAUUGCUAGGCACGAUAAAAGGCCACGGAAGCGUUCAGUUUCAGAUAUGCUGAGUUUGGUUCCGUCACUUGGGAAUUUAGAGGUUCAUUCAGGAUUUCAUAAGAGGAGGAGGAUCGCAGAAUCAGGAUUCAGUCAACAGACUUCUUCACCACAGGCACUCAUUUUACCAGAGGUGACUGGAAAAACUGAAUGUUACAGCUAUGCGAGUCUAAUUGCUGAAGCAAAUAAAGGAAAUGCACCCUCUGGCAUAUAUGUUUCAGCUCUUCUUCAUGUAGUUAGGCAUUGCUCACUUUGUAUCAAGCACGCUAGACUAACUAGCCAGAUGGAUGCGCUGGACAUUCCUUAUGUUGAAGAAGUGGGUUUAAGAAAUGCAUCCUCAAAUUUAUGGUUCAGACUCCCAUUUGCAGCAGGCAAUACAUGGAAACACAUAUGUUUGCGACUUGGUCGACCUGGAAGCAUGCACUGGGAUGUCAAAAUUAAUGACCAGCACUUCAGGGAUUUGUGGGAACUUCAAAAGGGAAGCAAGAAUACACCAUGGGGUUCUGGAGUUCGUAUUGCCAAUACAUCUGAUGUAGAUUCUCAUAUUCGUUAUGAUUCUGAAGGUGUUGUUUUGAGUUACCAUUCUGUUGACACAGAUAGUAUUAAGAAGUUAGUGGCAGAUAUCCAAAGACUCUCUAAUGCUAGAAUGUUUGCACUUGGAAUGCGGAGACUCCUUGGAGUAAGACCAGAUGAGAAAUUGGAAGAAGGUGGACCCAACUCUGAUGGUAAGGUGCCAACUGGUGUAAAAGGUGUUCCAGAGACAGCAGAUAAAUUUUCAGAACAGAUGAGGAGGGCUUUUCGCAUUGAGGAAGUUGGACUUACAAGUUUUUGGUUUAGUUUUGGUUCAGCAGUCCUUGCCCGCUUUGUUGUUGAGUGGGAAUCUGGUAAAGAGGGCUGUACAAUGCAUGUUUCUCCUGACCAACUUUGGCCUCACACCAAGUUUCUGGAAGACUUCAUAAAUGGUGCAGAAGUUGCAUCGUUUCUGGACUGCAUUCGUCUCACUGCUGGACCUUUGCAUGCUCUUGCGGCAGCAACACGGCCUGCAAGAGCUGGCCCUGCUUCUGCAGUUCCUGGCGUUACAGCGGCUAUUUCUUCUAUGGCAAAACAAAGUGGUUACAUCCAAGCCCAAGGACACUUGCAAGGUAGUCCAACAACAAAUGCUACUCAGGCUACUUCUGGGCCUGGCGGCAAUCCUGUUGGAUCUGCUACUAUGAGCUCAUUUGGAAAUCACAACCUUCAUGGAGCUGCAAUGUUGGCUGCUGCUGGCCGAGGUGGCCCUGGAAUUGUUCCUAGCUCACUGUUGCCUAUAGAUGUAUCUGUUGUACUUCGUGGCCCCUACUGGAUUCGUAUAAUAUAUCGAAAAUUCUUUGCAGUUGAUAUGCGCUGCUUUGCUGGAGACCAGGUUUGGUUGCAACCAGCAACUCCGCCCAAGGAGGGGCCUUCAACUGGAGGAUCGUUGCCAUGCCCACAAUUUCGACCUUUUAUUAUGGAGCAUGUGGCUCAGGAAUUGAAUGGUUUGGAUACUAAUUUUACUGGUAGUCAACAGGGAGUUGGACUGGCAAAUGCUAACAUUCCAAAUCCAAGUUCAGCUUCUCAGCUUUCAAAUUCUAGUGGGAACAGAAUCAAUAUCCCAGGUUCUGGUGGACUACCUAGGUCUGGGAAUCAAGGUUCUGGUCUCAGCCGUAUGGGAAAUGCCCUUUCAGCAAUUUCAAGUUUGCCUGCGGUGAGUGCAGGCCUACCUAUCCGUAGAUCAUCUGGUGCAGGUGUCCCUGCUCAUGUGAGAGGGGAACUGAAUACAGCAAUAAUUGGACUUGGGGAUGAUGGAGGUUAUGGUGGGGGUUGGGUUCCUCUUGUUGCACUGAAGAAAGUUCUUAGAGGAAUUCUCAAGUACCUCGGAGUUUUGUGGCUAUUUGCACAGUUACCUGCUCUUUUGAAAGAGAUCCUAGGGUCAAUUUUGAAGGACAACGAAGGUGCGCUGUUAAAUUUGGACCAGGAGCAGCCAGCAUUGCGCUUCUUUGUGGGGGGCUAUGUAUUUGCUGUAAGUGUCCACAGAGUUCAACUUCUUCUCCAAGUUCUUAGCGUGAAGCGCUUUCAUCAUUCACAACAGCAACAACAGCAGCAAAAUGCGGCCACUGCUCAAGAGGAGCUAACUCAAUCUGAAAUAAGUGAGAUAUGUGAUUACUUCAGCCGCCGUGUUGCAUCAGAGCCCUAUGAUGCAUCAAGGGUUGCAUCCUUCAUUACUCUUCUCACUUUGCCAAUUUCCGUUCUAAGAGAAUUCUUGAAACUUAUUGCAUGGAAAAAGGGAUUAGCUCAGGUGCAAGGUGGAGAUACGGCCCCCACACAGAAACCUCGUAUUGAGUUAUGUCUUGAGAAUCAUGCUGGAUUGAAUGUGGAUGGAAGCUCAGAAAAUUUAUCUGCAUCAAAAAGCAAUAUUCAUUAUGACCGAGCCCAUAACUCCGUCGAUUUUGCACUAACUGUGGUGCUUGAUCCUACACAUAUACCACUCAUAAAUGCUGCCGGUGGUGCUGCUUGGUUACCCUACUGUGUUUCAGUAAGGUUAAAAUAUUUAUUUGGUGAAAACCCCAGUGUGAUUUUCCUCUCAAUGGAAGGAAGCCAUGGAGGCCGAGCUUGCUGGUUGCGGUUUGAUGACUGGGAAAAAUGUAAACAGAGGGUGGCUAGAACUGUGGAAGUGAGUGGGUGUUCAGCUGUGGAUGUUAGUCAGGGAAGGCUGAGAAUAGUUGCAGAUAGUGUGCAAAGAACAUUGCACAUGUGCCUUCAAGCAUUAAGGGAUGGUGGACCAUCUGCUAGCUCUGGAACAACUUGAUGGUGAAACAUAGCAAGAAAAGUGAAAGGGGAAACUCCAUCUAACAACUCACUGGUUUGAGAUACAGCUUUUGAAAUAAUACUACUAGCUCAGCCUGCUGGAAGUUAUCCGACGCAUGCCUCUACAUUUUUUUGUUCAUAAUAGGUGGCUAACGUUGCUGUUCCGGAACUGGGGGUGUAGUAGUUUGAUGGAUCAAGGUUACUUUUAGUAAUAUGUUGAAUUAGCGAAGACAGGAUGUGUUUUCUUUUCCUUCCUUCCUUUUCUGUACAGGUGACCCUACUGAUUGGUCUCAAAUUUUGUACUGAAUUUGUGGCUGGAAUUAUUGAUCAACCCCCUAGAUUGUAGUUAACAAGCUGUAUUUAGGCAAAAAAAAAAAUUUAUCUCAUGUUACUGGCAUUUGGUAGUUGCUGAUCUAAAUUGUUGAAAGAUAUGCUUAGUUUUAGUUCAUUUGUUUUGUGGAACA
Messenger RNA from Diospyros lotus (date-plum), 6245 nucleotides. Its product is annotated as mediator of RNA polymerase II transcription subunit 14. Gene Ontology annotation, cellular component: mediator complex; core mediator complex. Gene Ontology annotation, molecular function: transcription coregulator activity. Gene Ontology annotation, biological process: regulation of transcription by RNA polymerase II. The transcript has 9 exons. The record is from RefSeq and is a predicted model, not a curated record. The coding region runs from base 311 to 5782 and encodes 1823 amino acids. NCBI's taxonomy places the organism in Eukaryota, Viridiplantae, Streptophyta, Magnoliopsida, Ericales, Ebenaceae.